AUGGCUGAUAGAUUCCCUUCUCUUGAGGACUUUGACUCUGGUGCGCAAACAACUCAAGGCGACUCUACUUUUGAAGGAGGUGCCGAUGACUUCCUAAGUCGUGAGAAGGCCCUUUUGGGUGACGAUGCGGAUCAAUUUGCUACUGGCAAUGACAAUGCCGCAUUUGUAGAGGAUGGUGAUGAUGAUUUAUUGGGUGGAGGCGGAGGAGAGGAUGUUCAUGAAUUUGAGAGUUCUUUCCCUGCCAUUGAUACUCGCAAUGAGAAUGUUUCACCAAGCGGACAAAUCACCAGCACAUACACCAACUACCAGCCCCAAGUUUCCGACGAAGAAGAGCCAGAGGUCAUCAAGCAAUGGCGCGAACGUCGAGAUCUCCAACUUCAAGCGCGUGAGGAGAGAUCCGAAGAAAAGAAGCAAGAAACUAUCAAGACUGCCCAACAAAAUAUUGAUGAUUUCUACGAGAACUACAACACCAAAAAAGAGAAGACAAUUGCGCAGACUCGUCGUGAAGCUGAGGAAUUUUUAGCAAGCCGAGAAGAUACAUCUGCCGGUGGAACUAGCUGGGAGCGUAUUGCGAAAUUGGUUGAUUUGAGUGGAAAGGGUGCUAGAGGCGGUGCAAAUGGUACUGGAAAGGAGAAGUUCAGAGAACUUUUGAUGAGCUUAAAGAAGGAUGAGAAGGCGCCUGGUGCUACUGGAUAUUAGAGGGGGUUUGGCUGGGUGGAUUGGGUGAUCUCUCUAUGGACUUGUAAGAUCGUACAAGAUGGUUGUUUGUUUCGUUCAAGAAUUGCCUAAUCGGAUCUUCUGGGCAAAGGGGCGUUAAAAAUGAAUGGCACAGACACGCAUACCUAUUAAAGAUUUGUUUAUAAUACCUAACAUUGCUCCUGAA
This is a messenger RNA of Botrytis byssoidea, 883 nucleotides long. RefSeq lists its product as uncharacterized. Gene Ontology annotation, biological process: clathrin-dependent endocytosis; clathrin coat assembly; intracellular protein transport. Gene Ontology annotation, cellular component: clathrin coat of trans-Golgi network vesicle; clathrin coat of coated pit; plasma membrane. The transcript is spliced from 3 exons. The coding region runs from base 1 to 699 and encodes 232 amino acids. Lineage: Eukaryota; Fungi; Ascomycota; Leotiomycetes; Helotiales; Sclerotiniaceae. Gene Ontology annotation, molecular function: structural molecule activity; clathrin heavy chain binding. The record is from RefSeq and is a predicted model, not a curated record.